Messenger RNA from Balaenoptera musculus (blue whale), 930 nucleotides. RefSeq names its product olfactory receptor 4P4-like. Gene Ontology annotation, biological process: G protein-coupled receptor signaling pathway. The record is from RefSeq and is a predicted model, not a curated record. The transcript has a single exon. NCBI's taxonomy places the organism in Eukaryota, Metazoa, Chordata, Mammalia, Artiodactyla, Balaenopteridae. Gene Ontology annotation, cellular component: membrane. Gene Ontology annotation, molecular function: G protein-coupled receptor activity; olfactory receptor activity. Bases 1 to 930 code for a protein of 309 amino acids.
AUGGAAAAUCAGAACAAUGUCACGGAAUUUGUUUUCAUGGGACUAUGGGGAAAUAAGAAAAUAGAGCCACUAUUCUUCUUCUUGUUUCUCCUAUGUUACCUGUCUGUAUUAAUGGGGAAUAUCAUCAUCUUACUCACAAUCACCUGUAGCCAUCUAAUCCAACAACCAAUGUACUACUUUCUCUGUCACCUUUCCCUCAUGGACCUCUGCUACACCUCCACUGUGGUCCCCAGGCUAGUCAGGGACUUAGCUGCAGCAAGAAAAAACAUUUCCUAUAACAACUGUAUGACCCAGCUCUUCACUGCCCACUUGCUGGCAGGUGUGGAAAUAUUCAUCUUGGUGUCUAUGGCUUUUGACCGCUAUGUUGCCAUUGUCAAGCCUUUGCACUACAUGGUCAUCAUGAACAGGCAGAGGUGUAACAUGUUAAUCAUAAUGGCCUGGGUUGUGGGUUUUUGGCAUUCUAUUGCUCUACUUCUCAUGGUACUCAAUUUACCUUUCUGUGGUCCUAAUAAGUUAGAUCACUACAUAUGUGAUGUGAAGCCUCUUUUGAAACUGGUGUGCAAAGAUAUUCAUGUUGUAAGUAUCUUAGUGAUUGCAAAUUCAGGGAUGGUGGUGCUUGCCAUAUUUCUUGCCCUAGUAGCUUCUUACAUAGUCAUAUUAUAUAAUCUUAGAGUACGCUCCUCUAUAGGGCGACAAAAAGCUCUUUCAACCUGUAGUUCUCACAUAAUGGUUGUAGUUUUAUUCUUUGUGCCCUGUAUCUAUACUUAUGCUCUACCUGCAGGGACUGAGAACAAGGAUAAGGAAAUCUCUCUGUUUUACACUGUGAUUGCCCCCAUGCUGAAUCCUCUCAUCUAUACCCUGAGAAACAUGGAGAUGAAAAUCGCCAUGCGGAAGGUAUGGUCUAAAGUGGUACAUUCAGAUUUAAAGUAA